AUGGCGACCGAUGGCAGGGGACUUGACCAGUCCGGCCCCCAGCCGGACAUCCUUCCGGAGACCCAUGCGGCUCCGGAAGCGGGCGAGCAGCCCCCUUUGAAGGAGGGGGGAGCAUCAGCUCCGGCGGUGACUUUCACUAAUCCGGAGGCGCCGAAUGCUCUGGUGGAAGCACUACAACAUGCUGCCAUUGCUUCCCUAUUGGCGGCAACCGCCCAGGCCGGUGAAGUUUCCAACCUCAAUCAAAGACUGAAGCUGGCUGAUGAUGAGAUCGACCGCGUUAACAAGCGGUUCAAUGAGGCCGCGGCCGAGGUCGAGUCCCUCAAGAGAGCCCUUGCCCAAGCCAAGGAGAAGGUGAAGGCAAGCAAGGCGGCCGCUGACAAAGCGGCUGCGGAUUUAAAGGGCGAACAGGUCGUCCGCCGCCAGCAUGAGGAGAGGGUGACCGAGGUAGAGCAAGAGAUGAAGGACGCCUACGGCAGGCGAAACGCAAGAGUCGCCGAAUCGAGCCAAAUUCACGGGAGAGACGGGCGGGUGCUCCGCGGCGGCGUGCUCCCAUCUCCUCGCCCGACGCCGGCGGCCUGGUCAGGUACCCAUCUCAUUUUUCCUCCCGGAGGCACACCGUCUAAAUGUUCCGCCUUGGCCCCGCUCGCCGCGUGCAAGCACAGUGCGCCGGCGCCGGCGCCGGCGCGGCAAAUCGGUGGCUGGGUGUCCCUGCCCACCGACAUAGUGGGCCUCAUCACCUGCCGGCUCCUGGCCGGCGACGGCGAUGUGGUCGAUUACAUCUGCUUCCGCGCCGUCUGCUUCGGCUGGCGCACCUGCACGCCCGCUCCCCGCGACCCCAAUCUGCGGGAUCCGCGCCUCCGCCCGCGCGGCUGGGUCGCGCUCUGUGACGGGGACGCCGUCCGCCCGGACGACGCCUGCGAGAUCGUCUUCUUCCACACGCGCACCGCCAGGCGCCUCCGCGUCCCCUUGCCGGAGCUCCGGCGGCACAGAAUCAUCGGCUUCACCGACGGCCUCGUCAUCCUCAUGCACAAGACCACCACCGCGGUCCGCGUGCUGCACCCGUUCACGCGCGACGUGGUCGACUUCCAGCCCCUCGCUACUCUGUACCACCAGGCGGUCAGGCACAAGGGGUCCCUGCUUGACAUGAACGCCGCGGUGUGCAGCAGCGCGGCGUCCUCCGCAGACUCCAUUGCCGUGGUGGUCUGGUUCCCCUACACGGACGUGGUGCUUGCUGCCGACCCGGGCUCAGAUUGGGAGGUCCUCCACAGAGGAUUCUAUGUUUGGUGCGCCUUGCCCUUCCAAGGAAGGCUCUAUGCCACCCUGUGUUGUUCGAGUGAGAUUGUGCAGCUAUACCCUCCGAGACGAAACGGACCGCAAGAGAACUCUCUGGUGGUGAUUGCUCGCGCUCCACAUUCUGCUGACCGCGAAGUCUGUAAUUUUUACCUCGUGGAGUCUGGAGGAAGGAUGCUGCUCGCCGUCCGGCAGCCAGCUCCUUAUGCAAAUGGGGCAGAAUGGAAUGCGAUGGACUGGUCGCGACAAUUGGUCUGCAGGCUCUAUGUAGUGGAUCUGAACGGCGGCCAACGCCGUAAGCUCAUCCAGGUGAAGAACAUAGGUGACACCGCGCUGUUUCUCAGCCGCGACCGAUGCCUGUCAGUCUCAGCCAGGGACCUCCCUUCCUUGAGCAGCAACUCCAUUUACCUCAGUCUACCAUCGGACCCCAUUGUGGUGCAUUCGCUGGGCACUGGUUUGUCCGAGCGAUUGGCAGACUCCUGCCAGAUACACGACAGGACAGAGAGGAUCCGCCCCUCUGUGCGUCCCUUCACCAUUGUUGAUCAUCUUAUCACGUACUGCAAUCCUCGCGUGUGGAGUAAAGGGCUAAUGUUCCACGAGUACCACUAUAUACCUCAAUCUUUCGAGGAAUUGAUCAAGAAAAUAAGGGCACAAGAGAAGGAACUUCGGAUUCCACGCAUCGCUGUGCAUUCGCGCUGAAGGAACAAACGCCAUGUUUCACAUUACUCACUCAAUAACAAAGGUGCAAAUAAUGCCACUAGACACUAGGCACGGCUUCUUACAACCGUCUUAGUUGACGUUUUUGAGUCACGCGGCUUCUAACCUCACAUCCUGUUUGUUGAUCUGAUUUUAAUCAUUUUAUCGUGUAUUUUUUUUACGAAAA
Molecule: messenger RNA, 2173 nt
Organism: Triticum aestivum (bread wheat)
Lineage: Eukaryota; Viridiplantae; Streptophyta; Magnoliopsida; Poales; Poaceae
Exons: 5
Coding region: 1-1989 (662 amino acids)
Source: RefSeq, a predicted model, not a curated record